Messenger RNA from Brienomyrus brachyistius, 3237 nucleotides. Its product is annotated as arylsulfatase I-like. The record is from RefSeq and is a predicted model, not a curated record. NCBI's taxonomy places the organism in Eukaryota, Metazoa, Chordata, Actinopteri, Osteoglossiformes, Mormyridae.
GUGUUGGAUAUCUAAUGAGACACGCGUUUUCCAACAGAUCCAUAUAAGCGCCGUUAUUCUUUGUCAGCAUACUCUUAUACUUUGUCACUCUUAGGAAUGAUUUUGAUUAAAGACGAAACUCGCAGACAGCAACGGGUUUCUCGUUUGUUAAAUAAAAGAAUAGAGAAAAGGCGAUGUGUAUUCUCGCCCAGUAAUUGAUUGAGAAAGGGACCUGUAUUGCAGAGUUGCAACAUUCUGUUUUCCAUAGUUCAUAUUUAGAUACAUCAUAUUUGAACUGAAACCAAACCCAUGGCAGUUUAUGCUCUCACUGGGUUUUCAUUAGUCAGUUUACUAAGUUUUGGCUACUUCUCCUGGGACUGGAUGAAGCCCAAUCAGGUGGAGAAUGAGCCUAUUUCGGAUUUCACUCACAAGGGCUCUACGUUGAAAUCCAGACAGCCGCCCCACAUAAUCUUCAUACUCACGGACGACCAGGGAUUCCACGAUAUUGGCUACCACGACUCCGACAUUCGGACGCCGACCCUGGAUAAGCUGGCAGCGGAAGGAGUGAAGCUGGAGAAUUACUACAUCCAGCCGAUAUGCACGCCGUCCCGCAGUCAGCUGAUCACGGGAAGGUACCAGAUCCACACCGGCUUGCAGCACUCCAUCAUCCGCCCUCGCCAGCCCAACUGCUUGCCGCUGGACCAUGUGACUCUGCCCCAGAAGCUGCAGGAGGCAGGGUAUGCCACUCACAUGGUGGGCAAGUGGCACCUGGGCUUCUACAAGAAAGAGUGCCUGCCAACACGCCGAGGUUUCCACACCUACUUUGGCUCGCUGACGGGCAGCGUGGAUUACUACACGUACGAGUCCUGCGAUGGACCUGGCAUGUGCGGCUUUGAUUUGCAUGAGGGGGAGACCGUAGCCUGGGGCCAGGGGGGUAAGUACUCCACCCACCUCUACACUCAGAGGGUGCGCAAGAUCCUGGCCAGCCAUGACCCCCAGCAGCCCAUCUUCAUCUUCCUGUCCUUUCAGGCUGUGCACACACCCCUGCAGUCCCCCAAGGACUACAUCUACCAGUAUCGGGGAAUGAGUAAUGUAGCCCGCAGGAAAUAUGCAGCCAUGGUAUCUGUAGUAGAUGAGGCUGUGCGAAAUGUGACCUAUGCCCUCCGCAAGUACGGCUACUACCAGAACAGCGUCCUCAUCUUCUCCACCGACAAUGGUGGACAGCCAUUCUUCGGAGGGAGUAAUUGGCCGCUGCGUGGCCGCAAGGGCACCUACUGGGAGGGUGGCAUUCGAGGGCUGGGGUUCGUCCACAGUCCGUUGCUGCGCCGACGGCGUCGCGUGAGCAAGGCCUUGGUGCACAUCACCGACUGGUAUCCCACGUUAGUGGCUCUGGCAGGAGGCAACAUCUCGACGAGCAAGAGACUCGAUGGCUACAAUGUAUGGCCGGCGAUCAGCGAGGGGAAGCAAUCUCCUCGUCUUGAGAUUCUGCAUAACAUCGAUCCCCUCUACAAUCAUGCCAAGCAUGGCUCUUGGCAGGAAGGACACCGCAUCUGGAACACGGCUGUGCAGGCCUCCAUCCGUGUCGGGGAUUGGAAGCUGCUGACCGGAGACCCUGGCUAUGGCGACUGGAUCCCCCCACAGAUGCUAGCCACCUUCCCGGGCAGCUGGUGGAACCUGGAGCGCCACACAGACAUCCAGAAGUCAGUGUGGCUCUUCAACAUCACCGGAGACCCUUACGAACGCUACGACCUCUCGAAUCAGCGGCCUGAUGUGGUCAAGCAGCUGCUGGCUCGCCUGGCUUACUACAACCGCACCGCCAUCCCUGUACGCUAUCCGGCAGAGGACCCUAGGGCCAACCCCGAGCUCCACGGAGGGGCGUGGGUGCCUUCGGGCGACGAGGAAGAGGAUAGCUGGGAUGAGAUCUAUCGCAAGAGGAUGAAAGCCAAGAAGUGUAAAAUUUGCAAGCUACGGUCAUUUUUCAAGAAACUAAACACCAGGAUCAUAUCCAACAGAUUAGAUUAGAUGGACAUUUUUUAACAAGAUUCUCUCCCAUUGAGUGUGUUUUAGUACCAUGUCUUGGCUGCUUUAAACCAAGUUUGUCCAAAGACUGAUCCUGACAAUUGGCAUGUUCUGAGCCGGCUUUUUGUUGUGUAGGACUUUGUAAUAGUCUUAUUUAUACUAGUGUUUACACUGAAGUGAUUGAUUGUCCUGUUUUCUCUGUUUGUUUGCUCAUUUUUAAAGUGUCAUUUUGAUUUAUUAGAUUCUGGAAAACAUAGGGAAUGGCAUAUAUUUAAGUACAAAGUAAGUAGAUUUAAGGGGUGCAAAAACUCAACCAAAUAAAAUCUGUCAGUCUAGGUGAGGUUCAAACAGCAGAACUUGGUGUCUGAGUUUUAACAUAGUAGUUCACGUUGGUUCCUUUGUGAGUCUCUCAGCAUCACAGUCAACAGUUUGUUGGGGGCUAAUCUAUUAAGGAUUCCACUACUGCUGCGGAUGGACUUAAAUGUUAGCGUAACAUAAUUUAUCCGUUUUCACGAAACAUCCAGAUGGAAGCAAUCUCACAAAGCAAAUCUGCAGGAAAUGCAGCCGUCCCAAAAUGCAACAAAAUAGCACAAUAUCCAUCAUUAAAUAUUUUAUACGGCCAGUUGCACAACUUGGUUGAAUGCCUCAUUGUGUCUGGUCUUAAAAUUAUCACCAUGCGCUGGGACUAAUAAAUCAUGCUAUUAUACAUCUUUUAAAUGCAGCAUGCACUUGAACAUGGUUAUUUCUCAUAUUUUUUUCCAUAUAUCCUAUAUAAAUCCCACUUACACUAAAACAGCAAAGUCAGGAAGUCGACAAGCACAGACAAGAUCAACGCAAACCAAUGAUUUUCCACUAGCUAAAGCCCCCCCCCCCCCACUGAUUUUUAUUACCAGAACUGUUCAGUCACUGGUUUUGUGUACAAUGGAUUUCAGAAUAGUGACCUGAAUGCGAGAACCUUAUCCAGUCCAGUCCACUCUGCAUGAAAACCCCAGUUAUGUGGGAGUUCAUCACUGGCUCUUUAGCUCACUGCAUCACUGCAGGUUAUGAAAUCUACUAGAGAGGCACACUAAGCUCAUCUCAUCCGCCUGCAGCUACUUUUCAUAUUAGAGACAAAUGUGUUCAAAGCUGUUAAUUUUUACUCAAGUACUCCAUCAGAAAUUCUUGCGGUUUUAUCUCCUAAUACGAAAAUGCGAUGAUUUACAUUUUGUGAAUCUCUAAGUAAACCUUUGUUGGCCGGUG